Suillus paluster is the source of this 360-nucleotide messenger RNA. RefSeq lists its product as uncharacterized. The record is from RefSeq and is a predicted model, not a curated record. The transcript is spliced from 5 exons. Bases 1 to 360 code for a protein of 119 amino acids. Lineage: Eukaryota; Fungi; Basidiomycota; Agaricomycetes; Boletales; Suillaceae.
AUGAUAUCACUGGCACAAGAAGUUUUGGAUACCAUAUUAUGGACAUACCACACGAAGAAGCUGAAGCUUGACAACAGUUAUUUCCCAGAGUAUAAAAUGCUGAUGUUGCGACUGCAAUUAUACGGUAUAUUCUCAAAGGGCAACUCAAUGCACAAGGAGCGUGUCUGUGAAGCAGCAGCUAAGCUCCUGAAGACCAGUGAAUAUCUUCAGCUCCCUGACUCUUCUGAGGUACGGGUAUGGGUCCAGUCUGUUAUCCAGAAGUCAUUACUAACUCAUUUAAAUCCAUCUCAAGUUCAAGGUUUGUAUGUACUGGCAUGGGGUCUGGGCAAGUUGAUGGAGAAGCAGGCUCAGUGCUGGUGA